This is a messenger RNA of Mustela erminea (ermine), 2147 nucleotides long. RefSeq names its product ralA binding protein 1 (gene RALBP1). Gene Ontology annotation, molecular function: GTPase activator activity; small GTPase binding. The coding region runs from base 165 to 2132 and encodes 655 amino acids. Gene Ontology annotation, biological process: small GTPase-mediated signal transduction; endocytosis; positive regulation of GTPase activity. Gene Ontology annotation, cellular component: membrane. The transcript is spliced from 10 exons. The record is from RefSeq and is a predicted model, not a curated record. Lineage: Eukaryota; Metazoa; Chordata; Mammalia; Carnivora; Mustelidae.
CGGCUAGGGGCGCAGCGCAGGAGGCGCCUACGGUGGCUGCGGCGGCACCGUGAGCGCGAGGAGGCGGCGGCUGAGGCGGGGGCGGGCUGUCGCGCGGCGGCGGGCACAGGUGUAAUGGAUAGGUAACAGAGAAACCCUCUUCACUGUCUCAUCAGGGAGGCAGAAUGACUGAGUGCUUCCUGCCCCCCACCAGCAGCCCCAGUGAACACCGCAGGGUGGAGCAUGGCAGUGGUCUUACCCGAACCCCCAGCUCUGAGGAGAUCAGCCCUACUAAGUUCCCUGGAUUGUACCGCACCGGCGAGCCCUCGCCUCCCCAUGACAGCCUCCAUGAACCUCCUGACAUAGUGUCUGAUGAUGAGAAAGACCAUGGGAAGAAAAAAGGAAAAUUUAAGAAAAAAGAAAAAAGGACUGAAGGCUAUGCUGCCUUUCAGGAAGAUAGCUCUGGAGAUGAAGCUGAAAGUCCUUCCAAAAUGAAAAGGUCCAAGGGAAUCCAUGUUUUUAAGAAGCCCAGCUUUUCUAAAAAGAAAGAGAAGGAUUUUAAAAUAAAAGAGAAACCCAAAGAGGAAAAACAUAAAGAAGAAAAGCACAAAGAAGAGAAACAUAAAGAGAAGAAGUCGAAAGACUUGACAGCAGCUGAUGUUGUUAAACAGUGGAAGGAAAAGAAGAAAAAGAAGAAGCCAAUUCAGGAGCCAGAGGUGCCUCAGAUGGACGUCCCCAAUCUCAAGCCCAUUUUCGGAGUUCCCCUGACUGAUGCAGCUGAGCGGACCAUGAUGUACGACGGCAUCCGGCUGCCGGCGGUGUUCCGCGAGUGCGUGGAUUACGUGGAGAAGUACGGCAUGAAGUGCGAAGGCAUUUACAGAGUGUCAGGAAUUAAAUCAAAGGUGGAUGAGCUGAAAGCGGCCUAUGACAGAGAGGAGUCUCCCAAUUUGGAAGAGUAUGAACCUAACACUGUAGCCAGUUUGUUGAAGCAGUAUUUGCGAGACCUUCCGGAGAAUCUGCUUACCAAAGAGCUGAUGCCUCGCUUUGAGGAGGCAUGUGGGAGGAGCACAGAGAGCGAGAAGGUGCAGGAAUUCCAGCGCUUGCUCAAAGAACUGCCAGAAUGUAACUAUCUUCUGAUUUCUUGGCUGAUCGUGCACAUGGACCAUGUUAUCGCAAAGGAACUGGAAACAAAAAUGAAUAUACAGAACAUUUCUAUAGUGCUCAGCCCAACGGUUCAGAUUAGCAAUCGUGUCCUAUAUGUGUUUUUCACACAUGUGCAAGAGCUCUUUGGAAAUGUGAUACUAAAGCAAGUGACAAAACCUCUUCGAUGGUCUAACAUGGCCACUAUGCCCACACUGCCAGAGACCCAGGAGAACAUCAAGGAGGAGAUCAGAAGACAGGAGUUUCUUUUGAAUUGUUUACAUCGAGAUCUGCAGGCUGGGGUAAAGGAUUUAUCUAAAGAAGAAAGAUUAUGGGAAGUACAAAGAAUUUUGACAGCCCUCAAAAGGAAACUGAGAGAAGCUAAAAGACAGGAGUGUGAAACCAAGAUUGCACAAGAGAUUGCCAGUCUUUCAAAAGAGGAUGUUUCCAAAGAAGAAAUGAAUGAAAAUGAGGAAGUUAUAAAUAUUCUCCUUGCCCAGGAGAAUGAGAUCCUGACUGAACAGGAGGAGCUUCUAGCUAUGGAACAGUUUCUGCGCCGACAGAUUGCCUCAGAAAAAGAAGAGAUUGAACGCCUCAGAGCCGAGAUUGCUGAAAUUCAGAGCCGUCAGCAGCAUGGCCGCAGUGAGACUGAGGAGUACUCCUCGGACAGUGAGAGUGAGAGUGAGGACGAAGAGGAGCUUCAGAUCAUCCUGGAGGACUUACAGAGGCAGAAUGAAGAACUAGAAAUAAAGAACAAUCAUUUGAAUCAAGCGAUUCACGAAGAGCGGGAGGCCAUCAUCGAACUGCGGGUGCAGCUGCGCCUGCUCCAGCUGCAGCGAGCCAAGCCCGAACCGCAGGUGCAGGACGAGGACGAGCCUGAGAGGCGUGGGGGCGCCGGACAGCCGUCCAGAGACAGCGCCCCAGAGACGAAAGCAGCUAAGGAGCAGCCAAAGGCAGGCAAGGAGCAGGCCAAGCCGUCCCCGAGCAGAGACAGGAAGGAGACGCCCAUCUGAGCAGCCCGAGCGUCA